Messenger RNA from Parnassius apollo (apollo), 405 nucleotides. The record is from the annotation of a GenBank genome assembly. NCBI's taxonomy places the organism in Eukaryota, Metazoa, Arthropoda, Insecta, Lepidoptera, Papilionidae.
AUGCCGCCGAUUCUGCAUACACAUCUCGACGAUAAAGAAAUCGAGGAGUUAUUGGAAUCUUCAGAAAUUGAAGAUUUCAUUCCAUCUGACGUAGACGUAGGUGACCCCGAGUGGUCAAUUCACCACGUAAGUGUAUCUAUACCUUCAACAUCAUACUCGGGAGAUUCUUCCUCCGAACCUGAAAGUGAUAAGGAAAACUCCCAAAAGAAAAGAAGACGACGUGGAAGAAAGCGUGGAAAAGGACGAGUAAGGGGUGGAGGCAGAGCAAACCAUCAAGCUUCUCCUCUUCUCUCCUCUCCUUCGGAGCGCGGAACAACAUCUUCAGGAAGGAAGCUGGCAAAAUGUACGAAUGGUGGUGUGACGCUUGCCAAGUUUAAGGCGUUUGAAGUACGAGAUACUUCAUAA